Messenger RNA from Epithele typhae, 699 nucleotides. RefSeq lists its product as uncharacterized. The record is from RefSeq and is a predicted model, not a curated record. Lineage: Eukaryota; Fungi; Basidiomycota; Agaricomycetes; Polyporales; Epitheliaceae. The transcript has a single exon. The annotation marks the transcript as partial.
CCUUCUCCGCUCGCAGACCUCUUUCUUAUGUUUGCCUUUGCUCCACUUUUCCUCUCCUCCCUCCUACACUUCUCCCUGGUCGCCUCGAGCCCGCAGAACCGCACCAUCGACGAUGAGCUCGGAGACAGCGUCACUGGACUCAAGCCCACUUAUCUCCCCGAAGGCGGCUGGAACCAAGGCGCGUCUUGCUCGGGGUGCCACUUUCCUAAGGACAAAGUCUUCGCCUCCAGCCAAGUCUUCGACGGGACAUGGCACGACGCGACCUACCGGGUCGGCGGGGAGGACAUGGUGAUCACGGCGAAUUUCGUCGGUCGAGCGGUGUACGUCUACUUUAUGGUUCCCAACACCGCUGCGAUCCAGCCGACGACGACGUUCAUGAACGUGUCGUUCUACGUCGAUCAAACCACAACUCCUGCGGGAUCCUUCAUUCACGACCCAAACUCCUCGACGGACAUAUCCUACCGGCAAGUUGUGUUUGCGGACAACUCGCUCACAAAUGGCACCCAUACCCUCACGAUGCGCGCCUCAGGCCCCAACGAAUCUCUCGUCCUCUUCGACUACAUCGUCUACACCAUUGACGUUGAAGACCCCCCGUCCGCCUCCUCGACGUCCUCAUCGACUGCUGCAACAUCCUCCAGCUUCGCGAACGGAGAGAACUCCCCAGCCUCCAAAUCAAAGCAUCCACCGGGGCAGUCGUAG